This is a messenger RNA of Soboliphyme baturini, 375 nucleotides long. Lineage: Eukaryota; Metazoa; Nematoda; Enoplea; Dioctophymatida; Soboliphymatidae. The record is from the annotation of a GenBank genome assembly.
AUGCCGCUAAAGAACAAAUUAAGUAACCCUAAGCACCCGAUCGUUGACGAUCCAUUUCCGGUCAGUUGUUUGGACCUCACAGGAUACUGGCAAUUAGUGUCGAUUGAGGUCGAAAAGCUAAACGGGCUGUUUGAAGAGGUGGCCAAACUGAAAAACAGCGGAUGGGACGUUUUGCAAUCAAAGGAGCAAAAUAAAAACGACGACCUCUCGACGUCAAAAAUUCCAAAAACCAUAAAAAUAAUCAAAGGAACUGUUGAGUCGAAAACCGUCAGAAGCAAAGAACUAACUAGUGAACGCUUGAGAUUCCAAAAAGCCACUUUCAAGAAAAAGUUGAUACCUGAAAAUCAAGAAAUUCAGAUAUUUGUUCGGAAGUGA